UGUAGGUUGUUGUGGUGCCAGGCGAUGGCCAAGCAUACGAAGGCGAAAUACGUGCUUUUGAUUUUCACUACAAUCUUGUUGCUAUACGGUUCAAGGCAAAUUCUCCACUCCGAAGUGCUAAAUUGAGGCUUGUUGAUGACUCAGUCAAUAUAAAUCCUCAACACGGCCUUGGUGAAGAGACGGCGUUUCAACUUAAACGCCAUUCGUCUUUGUUUAAGCUCUUUCCGGGUCAGGCUGUAAUAGGCAUUGGACGGUAUUUUGCUGAGCCUUACGAACUCAUGGCUGCUCCUGGUGAAUUUAGUCUUGGCUGCUGUGAUUAUGAUUGUAAAGAGCUUUUUCAAGCAUUGUGCAGAAUGACAAGUUGCGGUGAUGGGGGCCCACUUAUCAAUCAAUCUGGAGAAGUCAUUGGCAUUGCAUUUUAUGAUAUUUUUCAGACUCCUUUUCUUCCAAUAAACCUAGUUUGCAAGUGGUGGGAGCACUACAAAAGACAUGGGGAACUUCGCCGGUCUUUUGUGGCAAUGCAAGCCACUAAUUUGUAUGCUGCUGAUCUUGAACUUGUGGAUAGGAUUAUCCGGAAAUUUCCAAGCAUUUACAAAGGUGUUAUUGUUGAACAGGUCAUUUCAGGGUCAUCUUUAUGUGUGGAUGAUGUCAUAAUUGAGUGUGCUGGGAGAGCUGUUCACAGUUUUUUAGAGUUAUGUGAGAUGAUGUGGGACAAUGUUGGAGAUGCGGUGGAUUUGGUAGUGGCACGGGCAGAUCACGACACUCUUUUAAAGCUCAAGAUGACGGUGACUGAGGCUACACCAGAUAAGCUUAAUCGUUGGCACCAUUGGCGUAGGUAGCAGCACACAAGGGCGGAGCUUCUUUUUUUUAUGUUACUCUAAGUUAUUUGUAUAUGGAGAUAUAUACUGCCUUUUUUUGUCAUUACAUAAGGCGUCUUCCAUAUUUUCAAUGCUUCCCUACCCCCACCCAAAGCUGCAAUCCUCGCUCUGCCAUUGGUUUCAUGAUACCUGGAGCGCUAACUUAUUUGUAUCAUGUGAUAUAUGUAUAAUCUGUUUUUCUUUUUGUCAUCACAUUUGAAACUUUUUAAGAAAUAUUUAUAGAAAUA
This is a messenger RNA of Cuscuta campestris, 1105 nucleotides long. Lineage: Eukaryota; Viridiplantae; Streptophyta; Magnoliopsida; Solanales; Convolvulaceae. The record is from the annotation of a GenBank genome assembly.